ACAGUAACGUUUAGUAAUACUUCAGUGUUCGGUUCAGUUGCAUUGUUGUAAUUUCUCCCGAAGUAUUUAGUGUUUUGAGUGGUUCUAUUUGCCAGCUACGAUUACAAUUCUGAAAUGUUGCUGAAGGUCGUCCCAGUAGCUGUUUUGCUAUGUUCUGCGGUUGCGUUUUGUAACGCGCAAGAUGCUGAACCAUGUCCUCCACCACCGAAGCACUACUCGGAGCUGGGAUGCAAACCCAUUGUAGAUGAAGGCCACAAAUGUCCGAAUAGAUAUGAAUGCCCCGUAUUAACGGAUCGUGAUGGCCAGAAGUGCUACUUCAACGGACACGUUUAUGACGUCGAUACUUCACUGUCUAUGGCUGACCAGGAGCUGGUCUCGUGCUCUCCUGCUUGCCGCUGUAACAAUUACACGUCACCAUCGUCGUUUAUGUGUGCACAUAUUGAUUGUCCAGAGUUCUUCGGUCGGGAGGAAUCAUGCAUCUACCAAUACAGCCCACGUGAUUGUUGUGCGUCAAAUAAGGUUUGUGGCACGGAAGUUGAGAAACUGGGCGAAUGUCAUCUAGACGGAGAACGGUAUAUGGAAGGCCAAAAGAUAUAUCCAAAAGAAGAAAGUUGCUACUCGUGUCACUGCCAGAAGGGUUUCGAUAACAGUACCAUCGUGGGAAAUCCUAAUUGCCACGAAAUCAAUUGCGGAAUUGAAGUGCAUAAUGUUGGCAGACUGAUGGAUGGUUGCAUUCCGAUUUACUUUGGAAAUGAUAGAUGCUGUCCUAUCUCGUGGAGAUGCCCUGAAGACAAAGACUCCGUCAUCGUUGAGGGACGUCUAGAUAUCGAUGAGGAGGCCGAUCCGAAGAUGCAGUGUACGUUCGGUAAACUGCAGUUGAACCUUGGGGAUUCCAUCUCAUCCGACGAUAAGUGUGUUUCAUGCAAGUGCACCGUUCCUCCAAUGCCUCAUUGUAUUCAGAGCAGGGACUGUUGAAGAGUAAUAUUAAAGAAAACUAAUUUAUACAAAA
Molecule: messenger RNA, 1009 nt
Organism: Ochlerotatus camptorhynchus
Lineage: Eukaryota; Metazoa; Arthropoda; Insecta; Diptera; Culicidae
Exons: 5
Coding region: 115-975 (286 amino acids)
Source: RefSeq, a predicted model, not a curated record